AUGGUACUUGUAUUUUUCAUUGUAAUUUUUAGCUAUCUAGCAGGGAUCUCACAAGGCCAACUAAGAGUUGGUUUUUAUGGCAGCACAUGUCCUAAUGUUGAGCCCAUUGUUAGUGCUGUUAUACGUGAAGUUGCUGCCUCCAACCAAAAUAUUGCUCCCGUCUUGCUUAGGCUUCAUUUCCACGACUGUUUUGUUCAGGGGUGUGAUGGAUCAAUAUUGAUAGAUAAUGGAGAUAAUGCAGAGAGGCAUGCAUUUGGACAUCAAGGGGUAGGAGGUUUUGAAGUGAUAGAAAGAGCCAAAGCACAAGUAGAAGCAAUGUGUCCUGGUGUUGUGUCUUGUGCUGAUAUUGUUGCUUUGGCUGCUAGGGAUGCUGUUGUUUUGGCGAAUGGACCUUCAUAUGAGGUGGAAACAGGAAGAAGAGAUGGAGUGAUAUCAAAUUUAUCAUUAGCAGAAAAUAUGCCGGACAUCAGCGAUUCCAUUCAGAUAUUAAAAGCUAAGUUCUUUGACAAAGGCCUCUCUGAGAAAGACCUUGUUGUGCUCAGUGCUGCACAUACAAUUGGUACCACAGCAUGUUUCUUCAUGACCAAAAGGCUUUACAAUUUCUUCCCUGGGGGAGGUUCUGAUCCAUCAAUAAAUCCCAGUCUCCUACCAGAAUUAAUGACUACUUGCCCACAAAAUGGAAACGUUAAUGUCCGAUUACCGAUAGAUCAAGGCAGCAGCGACGCUUUUGACAACCAAAUUUUGCAGAAUAUUAGGAAUGGUUUUGCUGUGUUACAAUCUGAUGCUAGCUUAUAUGAAGAUGUGGUAACAAGGAGUGUUGUGGAUUCUUACUUUGGGAUGUUUAGCCCAUUUUUAGGGAUAUCAUUUGAGGCUGAUUUUGCCAAUGCAAUGGUGAAAAUGGGUAGAAUUAAUGUGCUAACUGGCUUUCAAGGGACAAUUAGACGUGUGUGUUCAGCUUUUUGA
Nicotiana tabacum (common tobacco) is the source of this 963-nucleotide messenger RNA. Its product is annotated as peroxidase 43-like. NCBI's taxonomy places the organism in Eukaryota, Viridiplantae, Streptophyta, Magnoliopsida, Solanales, Solanaceae. Gene Ontology annotation, biological process: hydrogen peroxide catabolic process; response to oxidative stress. Gene Ontology annotation, molecular function: peroxidase activity; heme binding. The record is from RefSeq and is a predicted model, not a curated record.